This is a messenger RNA of Anastrepha obliqua, 3651 nucleotides long. RefSeq lists its product as uncharacterized. The record is from RefSeq and is a predicted model, not a curated record. NCBI's taxonomy places the organism in Eukaryota, Metazoa, Arthropoda, Insecta, Diptera, Tephritidae. The transcript has 9 exons. The coding region runs from base 68 to 2848 and encodes 926 amino acids. Gene Ontology annotation, biological process: vesicle-mediated transport.
UCUUAUCAGUUUCACUUUGGUGACGUGCUAUAGCGUUGUAAUUGGCAAUUUACGCUUUAUCACUAGAAUGUUGAUAGACGUUCAUUUAGUCGUAGUCGUGCCAACAUGCCAACUCCACAAAUACGGCAUAGCUAGUGAAGAGUUGUUGAGUAGCUUGCGAAAGUACAAACGCUUACGCUGGUCGAAAGUGGAGCGUGCUAAUCGAAGAAACAUUGAUGGAAGGGAGACGAUGAUUGUUUUCGUCUACGACAAUGAGUGUCUAAAAGAAGAAGCCGAUGAUCCCGUGAAGGCAGUGCUUUAUUUUCAUCCCAGCUGGGUAUCGGAUACGCAGAAAGUGGCACUUUGUGGACAGCUAAUGGGCAUAUCAUUCUUUCUGAAGGAUUGCUUCUAUAAGCCAAAGGUUAUGGCUUUGCAAAAUGGAAAAUUUGUGCUAAAGGAAUUCGGCAGAUUUACGUUGGCCGUUGGCACCGAUCGUAACAUCACCGAUUAUUUGCUCGAGCAACGCGCUGAUUUGCUCGCUUCGCUUGUCAAGUUUUUUCAUCGCGAUUUGCAAAGUCUCUUCGAUCAGUUCCCACAGCAGGCACAAUAUAAAAACCUCUCGGAAAAGUUAUAUCAUAUAUUCGAAACAUAUCUGCCGAUUUUACAACGUAACGGACAUAUUUUUCAAAACGUACCAAAGCUGCGUAUGCCUAAGACGGCCAGCAACAUAUUUUUGGAUGCCAUACAAACACUACAAUGUUGUCAGCAAACAAAGGGCAUUCUGGGCGGUGCCGUGCUCUACCAUAACAAAGUGGUUGCUUCCCAGCUUGGCGACGCCAUUACCAAGCAGCUCGUACUUACCGAUCCGCUUCAUAUACGUACUACCGCCGAACAGAUACACAUCACCGAUUUCCAUAUACCCAAUGGCGUGCAAAUGUUAAUCGUUUAUGUGGAUGUGCCGCAGUAUAGUCGCUUAGCUGCGGACGCACAACGCGCACAAACUUUGCAGACCACCCAAUUGUCACAGGGUCUGUUGCCCUUUCAGUAUUCGAAGCGCAAAAUGAAACGCGACAAGUCGUUAAUUUUCACUAACAUACCAGAGGAGUGCAGUACAGGUGGCGGCACGGUAGGUGAGCAUGUGGAGGAAGGCGUGUCCACACCUACGGCUGUGUUGCAAACGCCGGCAGCCGUGCGGCCAAAAUCGUUGUUGAUACGUCCCACCCACCUACCGUUGCGGCAUCGCAACGGCAUGGGUAGUUCGAAGGAGCUGCCUGAGUCGGGCAUAGCUUCGAUAAACUUUGAUGAGACAGAUUCGUAUCCGGAGUUCAUUGGACGCACCAGUGUGUGUUCAACACCGAUGACUGAGAAUAAAGUGCUGCAAGUGGGGAAUAUUAUGUCAAUUUGCGCCAAUCCAGAAGAUGAAAGUAAUUCGAAUAAGCAAAAGACACAAACUGCAAACCGUCGUAAUUCGCUGCGUCUUGAUUUUGAGAAAUUCUUUCAAAAUUUUAUUGCUAAUCCUAAUAAACAAUUGGAGCGUCGUAAAUCCUUUACCGAUUUACAAGAUUCACUUAAGAAAAUCUCGAAGAAAUUGUCACUGAAACAAUUUUCGCAUAGCUUUAAGACUGACGUCAAUCGCAAUGGCAGCAUCAGCGGCAUCGAGGCCAUCGAAUCGCCCGACUUUAUAGAGAAUGACGAUGAUGCAGAGCAAAAUUCAGACAACUCGGAUGAGAAUAACCGCAUUUCACGAACCAUAACAGAUCCCACCUAUCCUGUUUUUAACGAGAAUGGUCAACCCAUAUCUCGUAGUCUUUUCCAAGAGUUUAUCGAAAAAUACUAUCGCCUUUGGGCGGAAAGUGGCAGUGGCAAUGGCAGCGCAAAAAAGGAUAUAGAAAUCGCACAACUCAUUGAGGAAUUCAAAGAGUUUGAUAAAGAGCUGAAAAAGUUGGAUGGGUCGAUACGUCAGGAAAUAGGCGACAAUACCACCAACACCACAACGCUCAAAGCAGAUCGAAAUUUAAAUACAGAAGCACCUGCAGUUGUGGCAACGCAAAAAGCUAAAACUCCACUAGACAAGAAAUCCCUUAGUCUUCCUCUGAAGCCACUCGCCGAUACAGCGUCAAACGAGCAAUUUGCUGCAGCGAGUCGCAAGCAGCCGGGUGGUGUGCCACUCACGCCACUCAUGGCUAAGCUUUCAGUGUUGGCUCUGAAUGAGGAACAUACGAGUAAUACGUGGGAUGCCAGUUCGGUAGAGAUUCAGACACCGCUAAACACAUCGAAAGUGUUUUCGCGCCGCAGUUCAUUGAAAUGUGAGGACGCUGUAGACGCCUUGGCGACAUUGCCUACCAACGUACAGAGCACUUCGAAUGGCUUAAAGCGGCUGGAGUUGUAUAUGUGUGGCCAGCAAAAUAUGACUUUGUUGUUGUUAAUGGAAGAGGGAACCGCGCGCCAGCAGCCCAUUGUGCAUAAUAUGUUUGAUAUUUGCGUGGCGAAAUUUCCGCACAUGGAAUCACAUUUAAAUCAAACACUCAAUGUCAAUGUGGAGGGCGAUAAGCGUGAAGGCGGCUACAGUUUCAUGUGCAUCGAUGCAAAGUGGGAUACGCUAGAGCGCAAUGGACCAUGGAAUCCGUUGGAAUUGAAUACACUGGAAUGCAUACAUCGAGACUUACAGUCGAAUGUUGAAUUAACGGAUGUGGUUUUGAGGUCACACGACGCCGUCUUUUAUGGCUACAAAUCGGGACGCACCGAAGUUUUUUACAAGGGAGCAGCACACCCAACUUGCGGCAUACCGCCACCCUCCGAUCCCAUGGGAAAUGUGGCGAUGCGCGCCAAAACUCAGCUGGAGCGUGAUCAUUCGUACAUUCUAUUUUAAAAUGAAGUAGUGGUAGGUUUUUAAAAGAACUUAUGGAAUUCUCAGCAUUUGUGUGUGUUGCCAUUUUGCCACAAUGCAGCUGUUAGCAAAGUUAAAGGGAAAGCAAAAUGAAGUUAGUAGUAUUUUUUCUCUAUUUUUUGUUUCUAUAGUAGCGAUAUUCAGAAGCCAAAAAAUGUAGUUGCAACAAAAAAAAAGGAAACAUUCACCUUAACUAGAUAACUCAAUAGUGCGCCACUGGCCUAACGCCGCUUAUCAUACAUACCUACAUCAUAAAUACGAGAUACUCUGACGAAACUACUCGCAACAUAAAGUUUAAUGUGAAAGUCAAAAGUGAAUAGAAAGAAAUGUGGUUGGCAAUGUAAUAUUUACGCAGUUAGUUGCUUUCUGUGGACGUGGCUGUAUGUAGCUUUUUAAUUAUUGUAUGUACUUAUGCAAUACGUUUUUUAGUUGAUAGGCAAGAAAGCGCAUGCCAAGGCUGUCGGAUGGUGAAUAUUUAUAAAAUGACCUCGAAUGGAAAAUAGUUUUAGAAAAUCGAUUACGAACAUGUUAAAGCUGCUCAUGAAUGAAUGUUUUUUUUUUUGAAAAUCACUGAGUUGUUUUGUAAAUGGAGAUCUUAAUUCUCUUUUUUGCUCAUAAAAGUAUGCAUCAUUUUUUGCUGAAAAUUUGUUAGAACAGUGUACUGAAAAACCUCACUUUUUUCUUGAAAUUUUAUUAAAAUUUUUUGUUACAAUUUUAUUUAAAAAAACAGCAGUCCAAAAAUUUAUAUUUUGGUGUUAUGCUAAGAAUUUGUUAAAAUAUUUAUG